This is a messenger RNA of Gamsiella multidivaricata, 1161 nucleotides long. RefSeq names its product beta-lactamase-like protein. The annotation marks the transcript as partial. NCBI's taxonomy places the organism in Eukaryota, Fungi, Mortierellomycota, Mortierellomycetes, Mortierellales, Mortierellaceae. The transcript is spliced from 2 exons. Gene Ontology annotation, molecular function: damaged DNA binding; 5'-3' DNA exonuclease activity. The record is from RefSeq and is a predicted model, not a curated record. Gene Ontology annotation, biological process: interstrand cross-link repair; double-strand break repair via nonhomologous end joining; protection from non-homologous end joining at telomere.
ACCAGCUUCACAGUUGACGCAUUUUGUUAUGGAGCAGUGGAAGGCUGCGAUGCCUAUUUUCUAUCCCACUUCCAUUCAGAUCAUUACGGCGGCCUGACAUCGACAUGGGACCAUGGACCAAUUUAUUGCUCCAGUAUCACAGCAAAUCUCGUCAUCAGUCGCCUCGGGGUAGACUCCAAAUACGUCAACAGGUUGCCCAUGUGCGUGCCUACUGCCGUCAAUGGUGUUACGGUCAGACUCAUGGAUGCCAACCAUUGCCCUGGAUCGGUCCUGUUUGUGUUCGAUUUGGAGAAUCCACGGAGGCGCUACCUUCACACAGGCGAUUUUAGAGCAUGCCCAGAAAUGUGUGUGGACCCGAUCCUUCGUCAGCCACAAAAUAUUCCGAUCGACAUUCUCUAUCUCGAUACGACUUACAGUAACCCUCGAUACACUUUCCCAUCUCAGGAACUUGUUAUUCGAGAGACAGCCAAUCUUGUUUGCAGGGAGCUAGGUAUUAACAACGAUGCCGCCAUCACUGCGCCAACGUCGCAGAGCAUAAAAGCAAAGCAAAGAUGGCAGGAGCCUAUGGAUAGGAGCAAGGUCGUCAUUUGCGUAGGCACGUAUCUGAUUGGCAAGGAGCGUGUCUUCAAGGCAAUCGCCAAAGCCAUCAAGAGCAAGGUCUUUGUUCAGCAUUCGAAGCUGCAGAUUUUAGGAUGUCUUGAAGAUCAGGAGCUCAUGGGUAUGCUGACCAGGGAUCGACUGGAGGCGCAGGUGCACCUGGUACAUAUGGGCUCCGACAUGUCGCCGGAAUCACUGCAGGACUAUCUCGAUGCGCUUGCGCCGACCUUCACACGUCUUAUCGCCAUUCGACCUACAGGGUGGACAUUCACUGGUUCGAGAAAAUUCACGUCUGCGGACAACAGAUCGAAUGAGCAGCCCCGGACACCAACACCGACGAGUCUGGAGCUCAAGCCCAGUUUUACGUCUCCUAUGGUCAAGAUAUACCCUGUUCCGUAUUCGGAACACUCUAGCUUUAAUGAACUCGCAGGGUUUGUUCGGUCCCUUAAUAUCGCCAGAAUCAUACCAACAGUCGGCGUGGGAAGCGAGAAUGGCCGGCAUGCCAUGACGGAGUGGUUCAAGCGUUGGGAAGACGAGCGGCGACAGGGCGUUGGGUGGGAGUGA